GUCAGUACAGUCACAAGUAUAUUGUAUGCAGCAGAGAAGAGCUUAACAGCCAGCCUCCUUCCACAUUCUGCUCUCAGGAAAUAAGCAAGGGGAGGAUCCAGAGGUGUCAUUUGACACUGACGACGCAGUACUUAUUUCCUAUGCAAAAGAGCCCAGGCAGGAAGACAAACCUAAAUAAGAAGCUAACUUCUGUAAGAAGCUGUGAAGAGUGAUGCUGGCAGCUGCGUUUGCAGACUCUAACUCCAGCAGCAUGAAUGUGUCCUUUGCUCAUCUCCACUUUGCCGGAGGGUACAUGCCCUCUGAUUCCCAGGACUGGAGAACCAUCAUCCCGGCUCUCUUGGUGGCUGUCUGCCUGGUGGGCUUCGUGGGAAACCUGUGUGUGAUUGGCAUCCUCCUUCACAAUGCUUGGAAAGGAAAGCCAUCCAUGAUCCACUCCCUGAUUCUGAAUCUCAGCCUGGCUGAUCUCUCUCUCCUGCUGUUUUCUGCACCUGUCCGAGCUACAGCAUACUCCAGAAGUGUUUGGGAUCUAGGCUGGUUUGUCUGCAAGUCCUCUGACUGGUUUAUCCACACAUGCAUGGCAGCCAAGAGCCUGACAAUCGUUGUGGUGGCCAAAAUAUGCUUCAUGUAUGCAAGUGACCCGGCCAAGCAAGUGAGUAUCCAUAACUACACCAUCUGGUCCGUGCUGGUGGCCAUCUGGACUGUGGCCAGCCUGUUACCCCUGCCAGAAUGGUUCUUUAGCACCAUCAGGCAUCAUGAAGGUGUGGAAAUGUGCCUCGUGGAUGUACCAGCUGUGGCUGAAGAGUUUAUGUCAAUGUUUGGUAAGCUCUACCCACUCCUGGCAUUUGGCCUUCCAUUACUUUUUGCAAGCUUUUAUUUCUGGAGAGCUUAUGACCAAUGUAAAAAACGAGGAACUAAGACUCAAAAUCUUAGAAACCAGAUACGCUCAAAGCAAGUCACAGUGAUGCUGCUGAGCAUCGCCAUCACCUCUGCUCUCCUGUGGCUCCCCGAGUGGGUAGCUUGGCUGUGGGUAUGGCAUCUGAAGGCUGCAGGCCCGGCCCCACCACAAGGGUUCAUAGCCCUGUCUCAAGUCCUGAUGUUUUCCAUCUCUUCAGCAAAUCCUCUUAUUUUUCUUGUGAUGUCAGAGGAGUUCAGGGAAGGCUUGAAAGGUGUAUGGAAAUGGAUGAUAACCAAAAAACCUCCAGCUAUCUCAGAGUCGCAGGACAUACCAGCUGGCAACUCAGAGGGUCUUCCUGACAAGGUUCCAUCUCCAGAAUCCCCAGCAUCCAUACCAGAAAAAGAGAAACCCAGCUCUCCUUCCUCUGGCAAAGGGAAAACUGAGAAGGCAGAGAUUCCCGUCCUUCCUGAUGUAGAGCAGUUUUGGCAUGAGAGGGACACAGUCCCUUCUGUACAGGACAAUGACCCUAUCCCCUGGGAACAUGAAGAUCAAGAGACAGGGGAAGGUGUUAAAUAGAUUUAAGUUUCAAAGCAAAACAAAUUGUGAUUA
Molecule: messenger RNA, 1504 nt
Organism: Macaca mulatta (Rhesus monkey)
Lineage: Eukaryota; Metazoa; Chordata; Mammalia; Primates; Cercopithecidae
Gene: GPR151
Product: G protein-coupled receptor 151
Biological process (GO): G protein-coupled receptor signaling pathway
Cellular component (GO): plasma membrane
Molecular function (GO): G protein-coupled receptor activity
Source: RefSeq, a predicted model, not a curated record